Molecule: messenger RNA, 2061 nt
Organism: Peronospora matthiolae
Lineage: Eukaryota; Oomycota; Peronosporomycetes; Peronosporales; Peronosporaceae
Source: the annotation of a GenBank genome assembly
AUGCGCCACUCGGCUGCGCAGCGCUUCACGGUCGUGGGCCGCAACUUGUUUCAUGCGGCGGGCGCCACGUCGCUGGGCGAAGGCGCCGAGCUCUGGUUCGGCUACUUCCAGAGCUUGCGCGCGACGCAGAACCGACUGGUGGUGAACCUCGACUUGGCGGCCACGGCGUUCGUCGAGGCCAUGGACGUGCUCUCGUACUUGAGCGAGACGCUGGCGCUGCGGCAGCUGCCGACGACGCUGGCCAAGCACCAGCACGCGGCGUUCAGCAAAGCGGUUCGCGGCGUCAAGGUGCACGUCACGCACCGGCCAGGCGUCCAGCGGAGCUACCGCGUCAACGGCUUGUCGAGAGACGCGGCCGAUCGCACGUUUUUCGAGACGGACGACGGCCAGCGCGUGUCGAUCGCCCAGUACUUUGAGCAGACGUACAAGCUGCGGCUGCGGUACCCGAAGCUGCCGUGUCUGCACGUGGGCGCGCCGCAGAAGAAGAACUACCUGCCCAUGGAGGUGUGCCGCAUUCUAGCGGGCCAGAAGUGUCCGCGCAAGCCGACGGACAAGCAGGUGGCCAACAUGAUUCGCUUCACGUGCACGCCGCCGGACAAGCGCAAGCGCGCGAUCGAGCAGAAGCUGCGCGAGGCGGGCUUUAGCACGGACCCGACGCUGCGCGCGUUUGGCCUGCAAGUGGACCCCAACAUGGUCAAGACGACGGGACGGCAGCUGCCGCCGCCCACGAUCGAGUACAGCGGCGGGGCGCGCGAGAACCCGCGCGAUGGCGCGUGGAAGAUGCGCGGCAAACGCUUCAACACGCCUGCGCAGUGCACGUCGUGGGCGGUCAUCAGCAUGUGCGACCCCAGGCGCUGCAGUCUCGGGGACAUUCAGAAGUUUUUCAAGGCCGUGAUUGCUCAGAUGGGUCAGCUGGGCAUGCGUUGUCCGCCGGCGCUGCCGCCAAUACUGUUGAAACAGCGGCGAGAGGAUGCAGUUCGUGGCAUGUUCCAAGCUGCCGUGAAAGCGGCGACCCAAACGUUCAAGACGGCGCCCCAGAUCGUGUGGAUGAUCAACCCCGUGUCGGAUGCGCACGCGUAUGGCGAGUUGAAACUCAUGUCGGACACGGAAGCGGGACUGGGCAUCGUGUCGCAGUGCAUGUUGGCCAAGCACAUUCCAAAGUGCAGUCCGCAGUACAUUGCCAACAUCUUGAUGAAGGUGAACACGAAGCUGGGCGGGCUGAACGGCGUCAUUAGUGGGCCACUGCCGCGUGUGUCGGCGUCUCGCACCAUCAUCUUUGGCGCCGACGUGACGCACCCCAGUCCAAUGGAUAAGACGCGUCCAUCGAUCGCGGCAGUGACGGCGUCAAUGGACACGCACUUUGUGCGUCACGCAUCGGCGAUUCGCGCGCAAGGUCACCGCGUGGAGCAGAUUGAGAACCUGAAGGACAUGGCGAUGGAGCUGCUGAAACAGUUUUACCGUCAGACGCACGGCAAACCGGAUCGCAUCGUGUUCUACCGUGACGGUGUGAGCGAGGGACAGUUCCACAUGGUCCUGAAUCAUGAAGUGACGGCGAUCCGGGAGGCGUGCCAGGCGCUCGAGGUGGGCUACAUGCCGCCGAUCACGUUUGUCAUUGUCCAGAAGCGGCACAACACGCGCUUAUUUCCUGACAGUGCGAAGGAUGCUGACCGAAGUGGCAACGUCAAGGCCGGGACCGUUGUGGAGACGGGCAUUUGCCACCCGAUCGAGAACGAUUUCUACCUGAUGAGCCACGCUGGGCUGCAAGGGACCAGUCGCCCUACGCACUACCACGUGCUUUUGAAUGAGAUUGGGUUCACGGCGGACGAGCUGCAGACACUGACGUACAAGUUGUGCUAUACGUUCGCGCGUUGCACUCGUUCCGUGUCGAUGGUGCCGUCCGCGUACUACUCGCAUCUGGUCGCGUUCCGCGCUCGCUUCUUCUUGGUGGACAGCAGCGACUCUGGAUCGAUUGUCUCUGGCUUCAGCGAGACUGCGCCGGAGACGGACAUGCGCAUGUACGACGUGCAUCCUGCGAUGAAAGGCGCGAUGUACUUUGUGUAG